GACUGGCAGUGGAAAGGCGGCUACCUCGAGCGAGGGCGGCACUGCGGAAAGCCCCUCUUCGUGCGCGAUGGUGCAGAUGGUGGUGUCGAAUACGUCAUCUACUACCAUUCCGGAUUCGCAAGGUGGUUUCUGGGCAAGAAAGUCUGCACUGAGCAGAGUGUGAGCUUCAGCUGCAAGUCUCUGGAUGAUGCUUCUUCCCCUGAGCUCUGCUCAUGGGAGCAAGACAAUAUCCAGGCGAUCGUUGAGAAGACGCAGAUGGAUGCAUGGGAUGAAGAGGACAAGUCCUUGUUCUAUGACAAGACCUUCCCCCACAGGCAGAUUCCGUCCAUCGAUGGUCCGGGAGCCACUGCUACCGGCUUGGCUCAGCCAAUGUGGGUUCCAGCACGACGACUCCACCGCGGUCAGUGGCGAUUGUUUGAUGGCAUUGAUCCCCAAGACCUGCUGCAAGGAAAAGUUGGCAACUGCUGGCUAAUGGCUGCCCUGGCAGCGUUGGCGGAGUAUCCGAGAGCCGUAGAGAAGGUUUUUAAGGUCGAUGGCUCCCAAACUGACGGCCGAUUCGUGCUGCAGCUCUUCGACUACCGCUGCGGGCAGAUGGUGGACGUUGUCGUGGACGAGUACAUCCCCUGUGCACAUGCCCACUGGUGGGCGGAUGAGGCGGAGCCCUACUUCUCGCAGCCACAUGGAAACGAGAUGUGGUGCCUCAUUCUCGAGAAGGCGUUGGCCAAGCUGUUCGGAAGCUACGCACACUUAGCCGAGGGACAGCCCAGCAGUUGCUUUCGAGCCGUGACCGGCUGUACGGAGGAAGAGCUUUGGAACUACUCCGGUGGAGCGUGGCUGCAGAGUACCAUGUCCCCGGACCACUUGAACCGCUUCCAGUACAACAGCAAGCACCGGAAUUCGGUCAACCCGGAGGAUUUCUGGAAGCAGCUUUGCGAGCACAACCUGCA
This is a messenger RNA of Symbiodinium sp. CCMP2456, 947 nucleotides long. NCBI's taxonomy places the organism in Eukaryota, Dinophyceae, Suessiales, Symbiodiniaceae. The record is from the annotation of a GenBank genome assembly.